Molecule: messenger RNA, 3512 nt
Organism: Anopheles darlingi
Lineage: Eukaryota; Metazoa; Arthropoda; Insecta; Diptera; Culicidae
Product: transcription elongation regulator 1
Exons: 8
Coding region: 141-3302 (1053 amino acids)
Cellular component (GO): nucleus
Molecular function (GO): RNA polymerase binding; transcription coregulator activity
Source: RefSeq, a predicted model, not a curated record
GCUGUCAAAUCUUGUCGAAGCCGUGCUGAAAGAACGCUGAGAAAAAUUGAAAUUUUUAUUCAACUUGAGGGAAAAGUAAAAAGACCAAUCUUACACUUUAAUUCAUCAGUUCAAGCGGAUUUAAAAGGAUUGUGAGUGAGAUGAGUUCGAAUACCGAAAGUGUGUCGUUAGCGGAGAUCGAUGCGAUCAAAGUUACUUAUAAAGAGGGACCUUGUGAGCUGCAAAGACAACAGCCCUUUUCGCAAAUCUCUACAGCGGAUGUGUUAGAAGACAAAAGCGUGGUGAGCGGUACAGUUAAUACAUCGUCUUUAGUAGAAGAACCAACAGCUAAACCAUCCUAUGGUAAUACCACUGACCUGUGGGUGGAAACGAAAACAGCCGAUGGAAAAUCUUACUAUUACCACUCUGUUACCCGCGAAACAACUUGGACUCGGCCACAUGGUCCAAGUGUCAAUGUCAUGUCCCAGAGCGAAAUUGAAGCCGUCAAUAAGCAACAGGCUCAACAAAUGAAACAAAUAGAUCAUAAAAUAUCCUUGGAUGCCCCCGUAACAUCCCUUCCUUUGGAAGGAGCCAAUAUCUCCAUGCAACAAACACUGCCUCGAUUCACAGGACCACCACCCGCUAUUGGUGGUCUAACACCAUUCGGUAUGCCUCCUCCAAAUUUCCACGGCUUUACUGCCUGGAAUGCUCCGCCUGGAAUGACCAAUAGUGCACAUGCCUGGAGAGUGGGAACAAUUCACCCAAUUUCAGAAGUAAAGCUGACUGAGGUCGAGCCUUCGAUUGUUGCUAAGGCUGCCAUUUGGAGCGAACACGUUGCACCAGAUGGUCGUACUUUCUACUAUAAUGCUGGAAAAUGUGAAAGCGUAUGGGAAAAACCGCAGGCAUUACUAGAUCUCGAAAAAUCUAAAAUGGCAUUGUGGAACGCGAAACAGAAGUCAAAAAUAACUCAAUCAUUACCACCAUUCCUAGCCCCUCCGGUACCACCACAAAUGCCGCUGAUGUCAGCGUUACAAACUGGCUCGUCCACUGGAUUAAAGUUCCAACAACUUUCGGCAACAUGCAGUUCAGGCGUUGUUUUUGAUUCGUUGAGUUUUACACUAAAAAAUACAGACAAAUCAGCGAUGGAAGAAGAGCGCAAAAAUAAAUUUGAAAUUGACAAGAAGCGCAAAGAUGAUGAGGACAAAUCCAAGUCGUCAAAACCACUGGAUAAAAGUCGUCCCAUUUCUAGUACACCUAUCACCGGUACUCCUUGGUGCGUUGUUUGGACAGGGGACGGUAGAGUAUUUUACUACAAUCCCUCAACUCGCACUUCCGUCUGGGAGCGUCCUGACGAUCUCAAAGAACGGGCGGAUGUAGAUAAAGCUGCAAUGGUUCCACCCCAACAACUGCUAAGUAGCACAGGGACAAAGGGAGCGGUAGAUAUCCCGAUUAGUAAAACCACUACAGUUGGAACGACACAGACACCAACAGUAUCAAGAGAGGAAGACGUCAUAUUGCGCGGAUUCGGCUGUAAUUCGUUUGAAGUCGAGACUACUGAAAAUGGGUCAAGCGGCGACGAAAAUUGUAUACCGGGAAAACUUAUGAAAUCCGAUGUGGAAGUUGCUGAAAGUAAAUCGUUAAAUAUGGCUGUUGCUAACACUGCGAGCAGUUUGUGUGGUGUUAGUGAUCCAGAAAAGGAUACAAUCGCUAUUGAAGCAGAAGUACGGGCUGCACGCGAAAGAACAUUGGUACCAUUAGACAUACGAAUGAAGGCGUUUCGCGAAAUGCUACGUGAAAAGGAAGUUUCUGCUUUUAGCACUUGGGAAAAGGAGCUUCAUAAGAUCGUGUUUGAUACACGCUACUUAUUGUUAACAUCUAAAGAGCGCAAGCAGGUAUUUGAGCGCUACGUGAAAGACCGUGCAGACGAAGAAAGACGGGAAAAGCGUAGUAAGAUGCGACAAAAACGAGAUGAGUUUCGUGCAUUAAUGGAAUCAGCACCCUUACACGGAAAAUCCUCUUUUAGCGAUUUUAGCUUAAAGUAUGGCAAAGAUGAUAGAUUUAAAGCAAUCGAAAAGAAUCGCGAAAGGGAAAGCCUAUUUAAUGAGUUCAUUGUCGAGAUAAGAAAACGAGAGAAAGAAGAAAAGCAACAUCGGAAGGAUCAGGUUCGUAGGGAUUUUCAAACAAUGCUACGCGAGAGGAAUGAUAUCAACAGACAUACACGCUUCAACGAUGUUCGCAAACGUAUAGAAACAGAUAACCGCUAUAAAGCCAUCAUAGAUCACAUGCAGCGUGAAAAGCUGUUUGAGGACUACAUAAAGGAGCUAAAGGAGCAAAAAAGGCGCAACAAAUAUAAAGUAAAAGAGAAGGAAAAAAUAGGAAAAACUGGACGAAACGAACAACUUUCUAGAUUUUCGCAUGAUCAUUCACGCGAGCACCAUUCUAACGACCGCGUUACUUAUGAUGCGAAAGCAAACAAUAAUGAGGAUGCGAUUGUUGGUGAUGUCGAUACUAUCAUGGACAAUGUAGUAGUUAGUAACAAUGCAGAAGAUGACGAAGGUGAAGACUGUAACACUUCCGACGAAGAUGAAAUAGACCGCCAGCAAAAGGAACGUGAUCGAAAACUCCGCGCAGAGGCUAGUAUAAAGGAACGUGAGAAAGAGGUUCAACGCACAUUAGCAUCGCAUCUGAGAGACCGUGACAAAGAAAGACAGCUCCACCAACGGGACGAAGCGAUAAGACACUUCAAUGCACUACUUACCGAUCUAGUGCGCAACUCUGAUCUUACAUGGAAGGAGGUGAAAAAACUCUUGAAAAAGGAUCACCGUUGGGAUCUUAUAGAAAUGCUCGACCGCAACGACCGUGAAAGAUUGUUUAAUGAGCAUAUUGCGAAUCUUGUGCGUAAGAAACGUGACAAAUUUCGUGAGAUGCUUGACGAAAUAACGUCUAUGGAAUUGACCGCUCAAUGGAAAGAUAUUAAAAAAAUCAUACGAGACGAUCCACGUUAUUUAAAAUACAAUAGCAGCGAAAGGGGUGAACGAGAAUUUCGUGAGUUUAUCAAGGAUAAAACGAUGAAUGCCAAACAUGCUUUCCGUGAGCUGCUACAAGAGUGUAAGUUUAUAACACACAAGAGCAUGGAAAUGUGUCGUGAAAAUGAGAACUAUCUACCGGAGAUUGAGGAUAUCCUGCGAAACGAUCGACGCUAUCUCGUAUUGCACCAUAUAGCUGAUGAGCGCACUAAAAUGAUACUAGGCCAUUUGGAGGAGCUUCACAAACGUGGACCCCCACCACCGCCAACUGCAAGCGAAUCACUGCGUCGGAAAUAACACUAUUUUGUGGAAUUUCUUAAUUGGUUAAUCGUUCCAGACCUUCUAUAACUCUUUUUAUUAAUCUAGAAUGAAAGUAAAAGCAAAUAUUUUAGGAUAAUGUACAGUAUUUAACAAAAAUAAAAGGUCUAUGCCCGAAGUAUUUGAUGUAUUUCAAUUUUAAUGUUGUUACUGUUAACAAUACGGCUUUCGUAAUUUAACAAUAUAGCA